AUGUCACACAGACUAAACUUAAUUCCUAAUAACAGUAACAGAUUUGCUGAUGAGAAUAAUAGUGAAGACGAGUCACCGGACAGAGCACUAUCUUCGGGGAUAGGACCCUCGAUGCCUUCCUUCAAUGUGACCUCAGAGCUUGGAGCCGUUAGCGUCCCAGCGGCUCUAUACUACUGGUCCCAGCGGCUCUCUACUACAGCCAGGGAGGUUUGGCCGCCUGAAGGUUUGGAACUACAAACGAACGUGAGAUCAAACUCAGUGGACUACGCAGCAGCGUUGAUGCUAGCAGCAAUGGCGGCCGUUCUUCUGGCUGCUGUUGGUUACCAAUGUGCUGCUACUUGGAGGUGGAUUAUGGGAAGGACUCGACGUGAUUCUGAAGAUAGCAAUUGUGAUUCCCUCUCCCGUCAAGCAGCUAUUCGCAUAAGCCACUCACUCCCCGAUCUACAGACUGAACCCUUGAAACAAGAGUACGUACAGGAACACAAAGAUGCCGGAAAGAAGGUGCUGCGCCAAACUACGCUUCCUAUUGUACCAGAUCGUCAUCAAACAUUCCAACGUCAACUUUCACAUAGACUGGAUCUUCCAUCCAUCCAAUUCAGCAUCUGCAGUCUGGAGAGAGCGGAUUCUUCCAUUGGACUUAUAAAGCCGGAAUUAUACAAGAACGAGCUUGUGCGUCAAUCUUCUACUGAUAGCGGUGAACUUGAAUUUUGCGGAAAACUCCACUUCGCUUUGAAGUAUGAUCAAGAAGUUGAGGCUUUGGUCGUAAAGAUAUUUGAAGCUCGGGACUUACCAAUUAAGGACGUGUCCGGGAGUAGCGAUCCUUACAUAAAGGUGUUUUUGCUACCAGACCGUAAGAAGAAAUUCCAGACGAAAGUGCAUCGUAAAAAUUUGAAUCCCGUCUUCAAUGAAACUUUCUUGUUUAGUGUUCCGUAUGAAGAACUUCGUCAACGCUAUCUACAAUUCUCCGUAUACGAUUUCGAUCGCUUCAGUCGUCAUGACCUGAUUGGACACGUGGUGUUAAAGGGACUCCUUGAAUCAGCUGAUUUGCAUCAAGAGAUUGCUUACACUAUGAACAUAUUGGCGCCACCACAGCGCGUAGUGAUGAUAGAGCUUACGGUCCCUUGGGAAACCAACAUCCCCAAAGACCAUACCAUCAAGGUCAACAAAUAUUACGAGCUCACAAACGAACUCACUCGAAAUAGGUUCGUAGUAGAUUUGUACGCGGUAGAGGUGGGAGCGAGAGGUAUAACAGCGAAAUCUCUCUACAACCUACUAAAGGACUUGGGCUUGUCCAGAACUCACAUUAAUGCAUUCUUGGAACGUAUAUCGAAGGCAGCCCUAGUAGGUUCUUUUCAAAUUUGGUUAGGUAGGGAGAGGAGCUUGGACAGUGGAGGUGAGCGUAUAACGCGCGAGAAAAAGGACCUGGGAGAGUUGAUGCUCUCUCUAUGUUAUUUGCCGACCGCGGGCAGACUUACUGUCACCGUUAUCAAAGGCAGAAACCUGAAGGCAAUGGACAUUAAUGGAUCAUCAGAUCCGUACGUCAAAAUCUGCCUGAACUGUCAAGGGAAAAGGAUAAAGAAGAAGAAAACUACUGUCAAGAAAAAUACGCUCAGUCCGGUGUAUAAUGAGGCGUUAGUUUUUGAUCUACCCGCAGAAAACGUGUAUGACGUCACUCUACUUGUCAAGGUCAUCGAUUAUGAUCUGAUUGGUCCAAACGAGCUAAUCGGUUGCACGGCAAUCGGUUCGUCAUUAAUCGGAAUCGGACGCGAUCAUUGGCUGGAGAUGUUGGAUAAUGCAAGGAAACCUGUAGCACAAUGGUAUCCCCUAAACAAAAGCCCUCCAACAAAUAUCAAUUUACCAGCUAACGAACAACAGAAUACACCGCUAAGCUGUUUGAAUACAAGGUAA
Molecule: messenger RNA, 1908 nt
Organism: Danaus chrysippus (African queen)
Lineage: Eukaryota; Metazoa; Arthropoda; Insecta; Lepidoptera; Nymphalidae
Source: the annotation of a GenBank genome assembly